Parathielavia appendiculata is the source of this 1062-nucleotide messenger RNA. Its product is annotated as GroES-like protein. Gene Ontology annotation, cellular component: cytoplasm. Gene Ontology annotation, molecular function: zinc ion binding; alcohol dehydrogenase (NAD+) activity. Lineage: Eukaryota; Fungi; Ascomycota; Sordariomycetes; Sordariales; Chaetomiaceae. Bases 1 to 1062 code for a protein of 353 amino acids. The transcript is spliced from 2 exons. The record is from RefSeq and is a predicted model, not a curated record.
AUGACCGACAUAGAGAUUCCCAGCGAGCAAUGGGCUCAGGUGGUCGAGAAGUCAGGUGGUCCCGUCGUCUACAAAAAGAUACCCGUCAAGAAGCCCAGUCCCGAUGAAGUGCUCAUCAACGUCAAGUACUCUGGCGUGUGCCACACCGAUUUACACGCCAUGAUGGGGGACUGGCCGUUGCCGACCAAGCUACCUCUCGUCGGCGGACACGAGGGCGCUGGCGUCGUGGUAGCCAAGGGCGAGCUGGUCAAGGACGUCGAGAUCGGCGACCACGCCGGCCUCAAGUGGCUCAACGGCAGCUGUUUGGCCUGCUCCUUCUGCAUGCAGGCUGACGAGCCGCUGUGCCCGCACGCCCUGCUGUCGGGUUAUACAGUCGACGGCAGCUUCCAGCAGUACGCCAUCGCCAAGGCCGCCCACGUGGCCCGGAUUCCCAAGGAGUGCGACCUCGACGCCGUCGCGCCUGUCCUCUGCGCGGGCAUCACCGUGUACAAGAGCCUGAAGGAGUCCGGUGCUCGCCCCGGCCAGCACGUCGCCAUCGUCGGGGCGGGCGGCGGGCUGGGCAGCAUGGCGAUCCAGUACGCGCGGGCCAUGGGCCUGCGCGUCAUCGGCAUCGACGGCGGCGAGGAGAAGGGCCAGAGCUGCAAGUCUCUCGGCGCCGAGGUGUACGUCGACUUCACAAGCAGCGCCGACAUCGUGCGCGACGUCAAGGCCGCGACCCCCGACGGGCUCGGGCCCCACGCCGUCCUGCUGCUGGCCGUGAGUGAAAAACCGUUCCAGCAGGCGACCGAGUACAUCCGCAGCCGCGGCACCGUGGUGUGCAUCGGCCUGCCCGCCGGCGCGUACCUCAAGGCGCCUGUGUUCGACACGGUCGUUCGCAUGAUCAGUAUCAAGGGCAGCUACGUCGGCAACCGCCAGGACACGCAGGAGGCGUUGGAUUUCUUUAAGCGCGGCAUGAUCAAGGUGCCGUAUAAGACGGUCGGGCUGAGCGAGCUUCAGGAUGUGUACAAGCUGAUGCAGAAAGGCAAGAUCGUCGGCCGCUAUGUGGUGGAUACGAGCCGGUAA